This is a messenger RNA of Haliotis rubra (blacklip abalone), 2175 nucleotides long. RefSeq names its product zinc finger protein 420-like. Bases 775 to 2175 code for a protein of 466 amino acids. The transcript has 3 exons. The record is from RefSeq and is a predicted model, not a curated record. NCBI's taxonomy places the organism in Eukaryota, Metazoa, Mollusca, Gastropoda, Lepetellida, Haliotidae.
AAAACAGUCUUUUCUAAAAAUAGCUACAACCGCGCUCGCAGCGGAAAAUCUGGUCGUAAAGAUAUUUACCUUCACACCGAAGCCAAGAGCUCGUACACAGUGGUGGCACUCAAACCAAACACCAUAACAUACACAUGUUACUGAUGGAAGCUGAAUUCCACAGAAUCCUUUCCCUGUCACUGAAACAAAUGGAAUCUGUUGAAGGGAUUUGCUGAAAACAGGAGAUCUCAAGAAACAUUUUUGUUGACACGUUGGUAAUAAGUGAUCACAAGAAAGACCCCAUAAUUGCAACCCUGUAAACUGGUGAUCACAAGAAAGACCCCAUAAUUGCAACCCUGUAAACUGGUGAUCUCAAGAAAGACCCCAUAAUUGCAACCCUGUAAACUGGUGAUCACAAGAAAGACCCCAUAAUUGCAACCCUGUAAACUGGUGAUCUCAAGAAAGACCCCAUAAUUGGACCCCUGUAAACUGGUGAUCACAAGAAAGACCCCAUAAUUGGAACCCUGUAAACUGGUGAUCUCAAGAAAGACCCCAUAAUUGGAACCCUGUAAACUGGUGAUCACAAGAAAGACCCCAAAAAUAAUUGGAACCUUGUAAACUGGUGAUCUCAAGAAAGACCCCAUAAUUGGAACCCUGUAAACUGGUGAUCUCAAGAAAGACCCCAUAAUUGGAAACCUGGAAAUAGGAGAUCUCAAGCAAGAACAUGUUAUUGGAACCCUGGAAACAGAUGGUUUGGAGAUCCUGAAAAACAUAGUGGUCCAACAAAGCACUAUCAUGUACAUGUUGGAGAGCUCGGAAACAUUUUCUGAAUCAGGUGACUCGAGAAGGCCAAUGCUCUGUCACAGUGGAAUCAAGACUUAUGAGUGUGCUGAAUAUCAGAAAACAUUCACACUGUCAGAUAAUCUUCAGACUCACAUGAAGAUUCACAGUGGAAUCAAUGAAUGUGUUGAAUGUGGGAAACCAUUCACACUGUCAGCUGAUCUUCAGACACACAUGAAGAUUCACAAUGGGAUCAAACCUCAUCAGUGCAUUGUGUGUGAGAAAACAUUUACACAAGCAUAUGACCUUAAGACACACAUGAGGACUCACACUGGAAUCAAGCCUCACGAAUGUGCUGAAUGUGGGAGAAAAUUUGCACGUUCAAGUACUCUUCAGAAACACAUGAAAAUUCACAAUGGGAUCAAACCUCAUCAGUGCAUUGUGUGUGGGAAAACAUUCACACUGUCAUAUAAUCUUCAGAGACACAUGAAGAUUCACAGUGGAAUCAAACCUCAUGAAUGUGUUGAAUGUGGGAAGAAAUUUACACAAUCAAGUAGUCUGCAGAGACACAUGAGGAUUCACAGUGGAAUGAAACCUCAUGAAUGUGUUGAAUGUGGGAAGAAAUUUACAGAAUCAAGUAGUCUGCAGGCACACAUGAGGAUUCACAGUGGAAUCAAGUCUUAUGAAUGUGUUGUAUGUGGGAAGAAAUUUACACAAUCAGGUACCCUGCAGAAACACAUGAGGAUUCACAGUGGAAUCAAGCCUUAUGAAUGUGUUGAAUGUGGGAAGAAAUUUACACAAUCGAGUCACCUGCAGGCACACAUGAGGAUUCACAGUGGAAUCAAGUCUUAUGAAUGUGUUGAAUGUGGGAAGAAAUUUACACAAUCAGGUACCCUGCAGGCACACAUGAGGAUUCCCCAAGGAAUCAAGCCUAGUGAAUGUGUUGAAUGUGAGAAACAAUUUACACAAUCAGGUCAGCUGCAGGCACAUAUGGGUAUUCACGGUGGAAUCAAACCUCAUCAGUGCAUUGUGUGUGAGAAAACAUUUACAUACUCCAAUAGUCUGCAGACACACAUGAGGAUUCACACUGGAAUCAAGCCUUAUGAAUGUGUUGAAUGUGGGAAGAAAUUUACACACAUAAGUAAUCUGCGGACACACAUGAGGAUUCACAGUGGAAUGAAACCUCAUGAAUGUGUUGAAUGUGGGAAGAAGUUUACACAAUCAGGUCAGCUGCAAGCACACAUGAGGAUUCGCCAAGGAAUCAAGCCUAGUGAAUGUGUUGAAUGUGAGAAACAAUUUACACAAUCAGGUCAGCUGCAGGCACAUAUGGGUAUUCACGGUGGAAUCAAACCUCAUCAGUGCAUUGUGUGUGAAAAAACAUUUACAUGUUCCAAUAUACUCUGCGGACACACAUGA